AUGAUCUCUGAAAGCGGCACCCGGCGUGUGGGCAGGCUCAGCCUACUUGCCACAGCCAUGGGGUGCAUUCAGCUUUGCUGCUUUGCGCAGAUCGGGCUACGUGCGCAGCAGACAUCCCUACAGGAGAAGAAGGUGUCAGAUCUUAAAGAGCUCCUGCGCAGCAAAGGCCUAAAAGUCAGCGGGCGCAAGAAAGAACUGGUCGAGAGACUCCUGGCCAGUGCUGAGGAGCCUGUGGCCAAGAAGCCGAAGAAACCUUCAGGGGCCCGCUCUGACAAUGCUGCUGUAGAGGUUUCAUUUGAGGAGACGGACUUGAACACUUGGAUAGCUCUACGGUCUGCGCUUGCGUUAGCCUUUCAAGACCCUGAGCAAGGUGAUCCCAAGCUUUUCCAGGAGGCUAAAGACAAGUUGGCCUCCUACACAGCCGACUUUCCUGAAAUCUUCGGAUCUUUGAGGGAUCAGCAAAGAGACAGUGUCCUACAAGGCUUGUUGCGCAGGGGGCGGUGUCUCAUUGCAGACGAGAUGGGUUUGGGCAAGACAUUCACGUCCCUGGUCUUGGCGCAGAUCUAUGCAGAGGAAUGGCCACUUCUUAUUGUGGCACCAACCUCCGUGCUGGACAACUGGGUCAAGGAGGUGACGAAGUGGCUGCCGCACAUUGCUUCAGAGGUUGAGAUACUGGAUAGCCGCUUCUUGAAAGAGAAGUAUUUGAUGGAGAAAUGGGAACGAAAACUGAUUUUUGUUGCCUCGUACGAUCAGAUCCGCCUUAAACCUGCGCUUGCACGACAAUCUGAUGGUGCCCCAUAUAAGGUUGUCAUUUUGGAUGAGGCACACAAAAUGAAAGACCCUCACAGCCAGCGCUCCCAGGCACUGCUGCCAGUUUGCCGGGCAGCAAAUCGCUGCAUACUUCUCACUGGCACGCCUGUGCUUGACGUAAACAUCCCGCCGUUUGAUCAGUUCUGUCGGCGCUACUCGGACUUCAAUUAUGUUCAGGAGCAAGACGGCAGCGUCACGAAAAAGCUGAUUGGAGCAAGAAAUAUCGAAGAGCUGCAUGGCAUUUUUGCCAGCUAUAUGGUUCGAAAGAAGAAGGAGGAAGUGCUCCCAGAUCUAGCCAAGAUCAGAAAGCGCAAGGAGAACCUGCGUGACAAGAUCGACACCAAGUACGUGAAGAAUAUCAUGGUUGAAAGACUGCUGAUGAAGGAGACAGAUGCAAAGCUGGUGGUAUUUGGUCAUCACUACGUGCUUUUUGAUCAGAUGGAAAAGAUGUUAAAAAGAUUGCAAAAGAAGUACAUCCGCCUCGAUGGGAGGGUUGCCAAACCUUUGCGUCAGGGAUUGAUCGACAAGUUCCAAGAGGAUGAAGAGGUGGAGGUAGCAAUUGUUGCGAUGAAAGCUUGUGGUCAAGGUAUUUCUUUAACGGCUGCUCGAACUGUUGUUUUCGCCGAGCUUUUGUGGACUCCAGCGAUCUUGGAACAAGCUGAAGCACGAGUUCAUCGACAUGGGCUCAAGCAUGAUGUGGACAUCAUCUACUGCGUUUUGGAAGGCAAACCCUUCAUGGAUGAUGCAGUAAUCAGGAAGAUCAAGGACAAGGAGAUUCUUGCCGACCGCAUCACAGAUGGUCAAGAACUUGAGUCCAGCCGUUUUGAAUGUGUACAAAGUGCCUCCGUUGAAUGGGAGUAA
Molecule: messenger RNA, 1671 nt
Organism: Durusdinium trenchii
Lineage: Eukaryota; Dinophyceae; Suessiales; Symbiodiniaceae
Source: the annotation of a GenBank genome assembly